UUAGAUUAGUAUCAUCGUAGAGAUUGUGUCGCGUAGAUUCUGUAUACGACAGAACGAAAGAAAGAAGGUUAAAAGAACGAAGAAACUAACAAAGAUACGUCCGUGCGAUCAGCUGUAAGUAAAAGAUAAAAAUGAGUACAAUCUCCAAUGGUAUUUACCCAAAAAGACAUCUGAAAAGUAUACUUGCUGAACGGAAUAACUUUCAUAAUGAAGAGAGUAUACUUUGUACAGAAGACAAUUUACAGCAAUCUUUGCAUACACUGAAUGAGGAAUUUGAAUCAUUCGGUAUUGCACCAGUAACUGCACACCAUAGUAUGCAAACUUUAGAAUCAUUCAAAAAGCUAUCCGUAAUAAUAAUAAAUGCUGCUUGGAACAUGAUACAUAAACAUAGGUCUUUAAUGCACGUACAUGAUCAGUUGAUAGAUUCAAAUCACAGAACUGGUAAUGAUAAUGUUAAUCUCAAGAAUCAGGUAAAACGUUUAAAAGAAGACAUACAAAAAAAGGAGUAUUUGUUACACGAGGCACAGGAGAAAGAAAGAAGACUUAAAGUACAAUGUGAGAGUAUGUCACGCGAUCUGAAACACGAAAAAGAAGAGGUGCGAAAAUUGAAAAAGCAAGCCCAGUCCAAAGAUAUUCAACAUGAACACGAAGUAAGAAGAAUUAUGCAGAACAGCCAGAAGCUACAGGAGCAGUUACAAAAAUCUGCUGGUACCUUUGUGCCGAGAGAUAAAGUCUUACAAAAGAUGCAGGCGAAUCAUGAGAAAGAACUGACUUCGUAUAAGCAAACUAUUUGCCACUUGGAAGAGAACAGUAGGCAAAUGUUGGAAGAAAUCAAUAAUCUAAAGGAAGCUCUGGAUUUACAUAGGACUGGAAUUGAUUUACAUAUCGAAGCAUCCGGAGCAUGGACAGACUUAAACACCAAAUCUGAUUGACGUUUGUAAUUUAUUUAUUAUUUUAAUGUGCACAAAGUGAAAGUGCAUGGAAUUAUUUAAAAUAUAUCUAUAUCUAUCUAAUAUAUCUAACUCCGUUCUAUUAUAUUAUAACGAAGUUCUAUUAUAUUACGAAUAUGUAUAGAUAUAUUUUAAAUUCUACUUUUAUUUUGUGCACAUUAAAAUAAUAAAUACAAACGUCAAUCAGAUUUGAUGUUUCAGUUUCCGGAUACUUCGGCGUUGUAAUAAUAUUACUUGUUGUCAAGAGCUCUAAAUAUUUUGCAAACAUGAUAUUUCGUAUAAAAAGAUUGUGUUUAAUUUGUUUAUUUAAAAUAAAUGCUUUGUGAUUUUAUGCUGCAAUUAAUAGAUCUGAAAUAUUUAACUCGGAAUUAAUUAAAAUAUAUCUAUACAUUCGUAAUAUAAUAGAACGGAGUUGUAAUAAUAUUGCUUGUUGUUGAGAGCUCUAAAUGUUUUGUAAACAUGAUAGUUUGUAUAAAAAUAUUGUGUUUAAUUUGUUUAUUUAAAAUAAAUGCUUUGUGAUUUUAUGG
This is a messenger RNA of Linepithema humile (Argentine ant), 1477 nucleotides long. Its product is annotated as afadin- and alpha-actinin-binding protein-like. NCBI's taxonomy places the organism in Eukaryota, Metazoa, Arthropoda, Insecta, Hymenoptera, Formicidae. Gene Ontology annotation, cellular component: ciliary basal body; centriolar satellite. Gene Ontology annotation, biological process: intraciliary transport involved in cilium assembly. The record is from RefSeq and is a predicted model, not a curated record.